AUGUCACCGAAUCCUCCUUUGUUUGCCCUAGAGGACCAAUUGGCCCUCUACAAAGAGUAUCAUUUGAAUCCUAUUAAUAUCAAGAUCCACCUGGUUUGCAUCCCUCAGAUUCUGUUCAGCGCAUUUGUUAUAGCUUCUUAUGUCUCUUUUUCCGAUUCCAGUAAAUAUUGCAAUUUAGGUUGGACUGCCAUUGGAGUUUAUGAGUUGUAUUACCUAAUUUUGGACUUGGAAGCUGGCCUUAUUGCUGCUCCAUUCAUGUUCGGUAUUGGAAUUUUCAGCAACUACCUUCAUGAAGCUUAUCCUGCUGAAACUGCCUUCAUUAUCAAGUUUGCUCUAUUCAUCCACUUCUUUUCCUGGGCUGCUCAAUUUUAUGGCCACUUUCAUUUCGAGGGUAACGCUCCUGCAGUGUUUGAUAAUUUCGUUCAGCCUUUGAUUCUAGCUCCUUACUUUGUCAUUUUUGAAUGGAUGUUCAUAUUUGGUCACCGUCUAGAUUUGAAGAAGGCUAUAUUCAGAAAGGCCAAGGUUCUUCUUGAUGAGCGUACUAAACAGGGAGCCAAAAAGAACUAG
This is a messenger RNA of Brettanomyces nanus, 567 nucleotides long. RefSeq lists its product as uncharacterized. Gene Ontology annotation, biological process: sphingoid catabolic process. Lineage: Eukaryota; Fungi; Ascomycota; Pichiomycetes; Pichiales; Pichiaceae. The record is from RefSeq and is a predicted model, not a curated record. Gene Ontology annotation, cellular component: endoplasmic reticulum. The transcript has a single exon. Bases 1 to 567 code for a protein of 188 amino acids.